AUGUUUACAUUUCUUAUUUUUCUCCCAUUUGUUGCUACAUUCGAUUAUUCAAUAAAAAUUGAAGAAAAAUCUUCUAUUAAUGAAACAAUUUAUCAAUUUUCACGUUCAUAUGAAUUAUUAAAUAAUUUUCAAUCAAGUUUUAAUUUAAUAAAUAAUAAUAAAAAUUUAAUUUUAACAAAAAUAAUUGAUCGUGAUUAUUGGUGUUCACAAAAUAUUUGUUCAUGUGAUUAUUGUUCAUUUAUUCUUGAAUUAUUAUCGAAUGAUGAUAAAACUUCACCGAUAUUUUCAACUAUAAAUAUAACAAUAACUGAUAGAAAUGAUCAUGCUUGUCAAUUUUUGGAUAUUCAAAAAAAUAUUUUCUUAUCUGAAUCUAUUCAAAUUGGUCAUCGUUUUCCAAUAGCGCGUGCCAUUGAUUAUGAUUCAGGUAUUAAUAGUCAACUAUCAUUUAAACUUCUUAAUAAUAAUGAUUAUUUUGAAUUAAAUAUAAUAAAAUUAACAACAAAUGAAUAUGCUAUAUAUGGUAUUGUUAAACGUUCAUUUGAUAGAGAAACAAAUGAAAAAUACGAUUUAAUUAUUGAAGCACAUGAUCAUGGAAUUUCAGAAGUUAAAUCUAAUCGUACAAAAGUAACACUUUGGAUUUUAGAUGAAAAUGAUAAUGCACCAAAAUUUAAUCAAACUGAAUAUUCCAUUCAAUCUCUUCCGGAAGAUACUCCAAUUGGUACUAAACUAUUAACUAUAUCAGCUACUGAUAUUGAUAAAGGUUUAAAUGGUCUCAUAUAUUAUUCAAUUAUAAUUUCAUCAGAUAUAUCUUCAUUUCCAUUUGUAAUAAAUUCAACAACUGGAGUUAUUAGUCUUAAUUCGUCGUUAGAUUAUGAAACAAUUCGUUCAUAUCGUUUUUUAAUACGUGCUUCAGAUUCUGGUCUACCACAAUCUUUAUAUACUGAUACUUGGCUUUCAAUUUCAAUAAAAGAUGUAAAUGAUUGUCCUGUUGAAAUAUUCUUUCUACCAAAUCGACAAUUUCAAUAUGAUAAUCAAGCAUUAUAUAUCUAUGAGAAUACAGAUAUAAAUAAUUUAACAUUAGGUUACAUUCGUUUAAAUGAUCGUGAUUCCGAACAAACAAAACUUUCGGUUUCAUUAAUAAUAUUAGAAAAAAAUCCUAAACAAGACUAUGAACUUAUUUUAUCCAAUCAAAUUAAUUCAUAUACAUUAAUUGUUAAACAAGGAUUAUUUGAUAGAGAAAUUCAAUCAGAAAUAAAUCUUCGUUUUAUAGCUACUGAUACUUUAUUAACAUCAAUUUAUGAUAUAAAAAUAUAUUUAAUUGAUUUAAAUGACAAUCCAAGUGAAUUUCCAUCGAAUGUAUUAAAAUUUUAUGUUGAAGAAUUAGCAAAUUAUCAUAUGCCUGAACAUGCACUUGAAAAUUAUCAAUUAACAAUUGGUUAUUUAAAUGCUAUUGAUCGAGAUGAAGGUGAAAAUGCAUUAAAUAAAUAUGAACUAGAAUUAAAUUCAUUUGUUGAUAUUGAUGCUGAUACUGGACGAUUAUAUUUAAUAAAACCAUUAGAUCGAGAACAAAUAUCAAAAAUUGAAUUAAAAGCAAAAGCAAUUAAUAUUAUUGAACCAAAAUGGGAAACUGAUGUUCGAAUUCAAAUUCAUGUUUUGGAUGUCAAUGAUAAUAUACCUCAAUGCUUAAUAUCUUAUCAUCGAAUAUCAAUUUCGGAAAAUUUUUCUAUUGAUCUACCAUUAAUUAAAAUAAAUGCAACUGAUUUUGAUUAUGAUUUUAAUGGAACAAUAAAUUAUUCUUUACAAAUAAAUUCUUCAUGGCCAUUUGAAAUAAAUUCUAAAACAGGUGAAAUUUAUUCUCGACAAUUAUUUGAUUAUGAAUCAGAAUUUAAAAAUUAUCUAUUAAUAAUUAAUCUUGAAGAUCAAGGUUUUCCAAAAAAAAAUCAAAAUCAAAAUGCUUGUCAAGUGGAAAUAAAUAUUCAAGAUAUAAAUGAUAAUCGACCUGAAUUGAUUGAUGAUAAACAAACAAAAAUUUUUAUUGACCUACAAAAACCAUUUAAGAAUGAAAUCGUUCUAUUAAAUGUUAAAGAUUCAGAUUCAGACGCCAAUGGAAAAAUAAAAUAUACUUUACUAACCGAUGAAAAUAAUUCUCUAUUUAUUAUUUAUCAAAAUGGUAGUUUACAAAUGACACGUCAAAUUAAUGAAAUAUCUUUAUUUAAAUUAAAAGUUUUAUUAGAAGAUAAUGGUAUGCCGUCUCAACAAACUAUAAUUGAUCUGAUCAUUGCUAUUGGUGAUUCAUCAAUACCAUCAUUUUCAACAUUUGAAAAAAUUCAAUUAAAAUAUUCUCGUUCAAAAGCUAUUGGUCUUAUCUUAGGCUUAACAGUUUUAAUAAUAACAUGUGGAUUAUUUUUAUGCAUAUUUAUCACUUGUAUAUUACUUCGAAAACAUCGUCGUCAACAUCAAGCAGCUAUCAUAACACGAAACAAACUUUUAUGUUCAUCAUCACAACAAUUAACAUCAUCUGGCUCGACAGCAACAACAAAUACAACAACAUCUUCAAUUGAACAUCAACAUAUAGCAAAUAUUGUUCAAAUAAAACCAGUUUAUUUGCGUGAGAAAUAUUAUGAUCGACAUUCAUCAAAUUCUUAUACAGUUGAUACUUCAUCACCUGAAUCUCGAACAUAUAGAAUUCUUCAUAUUCCUCAAGAUAAUGAAUAUUAUAUGCAUUAUUAUCAACAAGAAAAAAUAGAUAAUCAUAGUUCGGAUCAUGGUUAUCAUGGAAGUAAUGAAACAGGUUCAUCAUCAUCACCGUCAUCACAAAUAUCAAUGCGUCGUUCAUAUAUGGUUAAUCAAUUACCAGAUUUUGUUACCAGAUGUAAAAGUGUUAAUGGAGGAUUUCUUGUUGAAAUGAAUGUUGAUGGUAGCGAUGAAGAUGCGAGAUAA
Molecule: messenger RNA, 2940 nt
Organism: Rotaria sp. Silwood1
Lineage: Eukaryota; Metazoa; Rotifera; Eurotatoria; Philodinida; Philodinidae
Source: the annotation of a GenBank genome assembly